Messenger RNA from Manis javanica (Malayan pangolin), 2715 nucleotides. RefSeq names its product paralemmin (gene PALM). NCBI's taxonomy places the organism in Eukaryota, Metazoa, Chordata, Mammalia, Pholidota, Manidae. Gene Ontology annotation, cellular component: plasma membrane. The record is from RefSeq and is a predicted model, not a curated record. Gene Ontology annotation, biological process: negative regulation of adenylate cyclase activity; positive regulation of filopodium assembly; regulation of cell shape.
AGCGAGGAGCGCGGUGGCGGCGGCGGAGACGCGCGCGCCCAGCCCACCCCCCGCGCCGCCGCCGCCCGGACAAUAAACAGCAGAGCGCGGGGCGAUGCCCGAGCCGGUGCCGCCGCCCGCGCGGCCUUAGCUGCAGGGCCCCGCCGUCCCCGCCGCCCGCGUCCGCCCAGCACCGCCGCCCCGCCCGGACCUCGGCGGGGACAUGGAGGUCCUGGUGGCAGAGACCACGUCCCAGCAGGAGCGGCUCCAGGUCAUUGCAGAGAAGCGGAGGAGGCAGGCGGAGAUGGAAAGCAAGCGCCGCCAGCUAGAGGACGAGCGGAGGCUGCUGCAGCACCUGAAGUCCAAGGCGCUGCGGGAGCGCUGGCUGUUGGAGGGGACUCCAUCCUCGGCCUCGGAGGGGGACGGGGACAUGCGGAGGCAGAUGCGAGAGGACGAACAGAAGGCCCGGGUCCUGGAGGAGUCCAUCUCCAGGCUGGAGAAGGAGAUUGAGGUUCUGGAGAACGCAGACGCACUCCCGACCACCUCCAAGGAGGACACAGCGGCCCCGAGCCCGGCCCGCACCCCAGCCCACACCCCGACCCCGAGCCCUGCCAAGGAGGACGAGAAGGCAGCGGUGCUGCCGAGUUCUCAGCAGACCCUGGUGGGCACGCCCAAAGAGAAACGAGUGUCCAGCACCCCACUGAGGACCGUCGAAGGCUCCACUGUGAUGAAGGCAGCCAUGUAUUCGGUCGAGAUCACGGUGGAGAAGGACAAGGUGACCGGGGAGACCCGGGUGCUGGCCAGCACCACCUCACUGCCCCGGGGGCCGCUCCCCCAGGGCAUCAAGGUCUACGAGGACGAGACCAAAGUGGUCCACGCCGUGGAUGGCACAAUGGAGAACGGGAUCCAACCCCUGAGCUCCUCCGAGGUGGACGAACUCAUCCACAAGGCAGACGAGGUCACGCUGAGCGAGGCGGGGUCCGCGGCCAGGGCAGCGGAGACCCGGGGGGCGCCUGAGGAGGCCAUGCGGACCACUCCUUCCAGGCGGGAGAUCACGGGAGUGCAGGCACAGCCGGGUGAGGCCACGUCGGGCCCGCCGGGCAUCCAGCCCGGCCAGGAGCCCCCGGUCACCAUGAUCUUCAUGGGCUACCAGAACGUGGAGGACGAGGCUGAGAGCCAGAAGGUGCUGGGGCUGCAGGACACCAUCACGGCGGAGCUGCUGGUCAUCGAGGACGUGGCUGAGCCCAAGGAGCCGGCCCCGCCCAACGGCAAUGCAGCGGAGCCCCCCGCCACGGUGGGAUCCAGGGAAGAGAACCAGGUGGGGCCCGAGGUUUCCUCCAGCGACCCCCAGGACCUCGAUGUGAAGAAACAGCGCUGUAAAUGCUGCUCGAUCAUGUGAGGCGCUCGGCCCCCCAGACCCCGGCCCUGCCCUCCGUACCAGACACCCACCAGCCCGGCCCCCUGGCGCCUGCCCACCCUCCACCCACCAUCACAGGCCCCAGGACACGUCAUGUUACCACAUGGUCACUGAGAGGAGAGGGACAGGGGUCCCCCCCACCCACCACCGCCCUGACACACCCCGAGUGUGGGCCUAUGCCUGGUCGGAGACAGACAUGCCCAGACCCACUCUUCCCGAAUGAGGGACACCCCCCACCGUGUCCCAGCAGUUCCGCAGAUGUGGCUGCAGCCCACAGUGGCCCUGGCUGGGGUGGCCGGGGUGCACAUAGCCUCAGGCCGGCCCGCCACCCCCUGUGCCUUCCUGCCGCCUCCAAUGAGGCCCCUGAGGGGACAGCCUGCCAUCCCCUCUGGAGAGGGGUCCCGGGAGCCAGGGGGGUCCCUGGUGCCUGCUUGGCCCUCGCUUGGCCCCCAAAGGUGAGGCUCCCCAUCGAGGCGGCUGGUGUGAGGCCGUGCCUCUCUGGGGGGCCCUGGCCACAGACUAGGCUCCGGGUCUGUGAGUGGAGCGCAGCCCCCCUGGACACCCCACGCCUGACGUGUCCCUGCCCCUAUGCUCUCCUGGGGCAUGGCUGGUGGGUGAGGGAGCCUGGGGAGGGGAAGCCCAGGGGGCGUGGCCCCCACUCGGCCGAGGUUGGUGGUCCUUUGCUGUCUCCUGGGCGGGGCGGGCUGGGGGUCUUUGAGUCGCUCCUGCCCAAGGCAGGGCCUCGGGGGCCGCUUCUGGUCCCGACUCCCGCCCCUCUGGCCCCCCUUCCUCCUGGUGCUAAUUUGGGGACCCUGGGGGCUGCCCCCGGCCCCUUCUUCAGCCUGCUUGGACCAGGGUCCUGGGUGUCCCCACCGUACCCCAGGGAUCAGACCAUUGUGCUGGGCGGGGCACACCCCGGGAAGUGGGGGGCACACAGCCCGCGGCCAGGAGCUUUCCUUGGGCUGCAGCAGGAGAACCCCUCCCACUUUCCGCCCAGCCCACCGUGAGCCUGCCCCGCCAUGAGGGUGAGGGCUGAGGGGCCCCUCCUGGGGGCGGCUGACGCCCAGUGUGCCGAGGGGCAUCUGUGUGCACCCCUCGCACCCUCUCAUGGGUGGGCUGUGGGCCGCCAGGCCGCCUCUCGGCCCCUUCCCUGGGGCUCGGCCCUGUCCCCUGGCGGGAGGAGAGGCCCCCUCUGAGGUGACCCUGGCUGUGGGAACCCCUCCCUCCUCGCUGCAGUGCCCCUGUGCCCCCCUGCUUUCUAUGUGACGAGGCCCACGUUCCUGACCUUUCCAGAGAAGCGAAUAAACAGUGCGAGCAGC